AUGCAUUUCCCCUCCCUCGUCGUCUUUUCCGUCAGCGCGCUCAGCGCCCUCGCCGCGCCCGUGCUGAAAGACACAACGUACAACGCGAUUUCGAUUUCCGGUGGCACAGCCGGCAACGCAAAAGCCGAAGCCACAGCUGUGUUUUCGGCGCUGGACCUCAAGAACCCGGGGAACAUUGAUCCGGCAGAUCUCACGUUCCUGAAUAACGUCAAUCAAGUCGCCAACGAUGCCGAGAAGCAAGUCUUUAAUCCCGCCGUCGCUGCCGCGAGCGGCACGCAAGCGACGCAGAUUCAGAACGGAAAAAUCAAAAACAAAGUCCUCAAGCUCAUGGCUACGGUAAUCAAACUCCAGGCGCAACAAGCUCAGGGCAAAGACGUCGCUACGCAGCUCGCUGAGGAAACUAAAAAAUUCAGUAAUAAUGUCGAUUUGGAUGUCAAGGCCGCGGGCCAAGUAUCUGUUGCGGAGAAGUUUGAUGCGACGAUUUCGGGGACCAAGUAG
Exserohilum turcica Et28A is the source of this 498-nucleotide messenger RNA. RefSeq lists its product as uncharacterized. The coding region runs from base 1 to 498 and encodes 165 amino acids. The transcript is spliced from 2 exons. NCBI's taxonomy places the organism in Eukaryota, Fungi, Ascomycota, Dothideomycetes, Pleosporales, Pleosporaceae. The record is from RefSeq and is a predicted model, not a curated record.